AUGCGAUCAUUGGGAGCUGUGGCUGCUGCGCUGCACGCAUCUCUGCUGGUGCUGCUGGCCCAGGGGAUGCACAGAUCCAGGGAUGGAGUUUACAUCAGGGCGCAGGAGCGGUUUUCCCUCAUGGAGCGAUCGGCCGGGUACCACCUGCCUACCUACAUGAUGCAUCUCUACAGGAAUUUCAAGUACAACUUUUCCAGGCCUUUGGAUACUAUGGAGCAGGAUGCCGCAAAGCAAGCAGACACCGUGAAGAGUGUGAUGGCCAAAAGUUUGACGUACAGACAGAGGCGCUGGAUUGCGACCUUUGACCUCCACGCCCUGCUGGCUGACAAACAGAUCCAGGCAGCAGAGCUGAGGAUCAGGCUCCCUCGGACACCGAGUGCUUCCAACAUCACCGUGGAGGUCUAUCACCAGCACGGCCAGGCAUGCCAUGUGCACAAGAGCUGCCAGGAGCAGCAGCUGGUGGGGCUGCUCACUGAAUCAUCGCUGGUCACAUCAUCACAGAACUGGAAAGUGUUCAACAUGACAAAACCUCUCUCGAGCUGGCUCAGACAAAAAUCGGUGACGGCCAGAAUUCGAUACAAAAGAGUGUCGAGAAGACGAGGGGCGGUAAAGACAAAGAGUGGCCUGUCGCUUCCCGAUCAGCCUGUUCACGUAGUGAGCCCGAGAGGAGAGCAGGACAUGAGGGACCGGGCCUUGUUGGUCAUCUUCUCACAAACUGGCUCCGAUGAGAACUCAAAGGUCAAAGCGAGCUUACUCCACACAGCUGAACAAUCCAAGUUCUUGUCCCCUGCUGAAAUCAAAAAGGCCCGCUGGCCGAAGAGGCGCAGGAGCAAACGGGGCCAGAAAGAACAAACUGUGAGAAGCCCGCAGGCGUCCAAAAAAGGGAAUGAAAAAUCUCUCUGUCGCAGAGUCGACUUGCAGAUAGACUUUAAUCAAAUUGGCUGGGGGUCCUGGAUCAUCUUCCCUAAAAAAUAUAACGCUUUCCGCUGCGAAGGCUCCUGCCCCAGUCCCCUGGGAGAAGACCUGAAUCCAACAAAUCAUGCUUACAUGCAGAGUUUACUGAAACAUUUCCACCCAGACAGAGUGGCAGCGCCCUGCUGUGCCCCGACCAAAAUGAGCCCGUUAAGCAUGCUGUACUACGAAAACGGCGAGAUGCUCCUUCGACAUCACGAAGACAUGAUUGUGGAUGAAUGUGGCUGCCAGUGACAGCUGCGACCACCUCCAACCAUGACCUGUGCUGCUGAGCGGUGUUAACAGCAUUAAAAAAAAAAAUGCUGUACAGAAAAAACAAGACACUUAACCAGACGGAAAAAAGCUCUUUGAUAUUUGUCACUGUGCACUGUGAGAUUGUAGCUGAUCGAUGUGCAGAGAUAGGAUUUUAAUUUGUGAUGUGAGCUCUGGUUUGUAAGGAGAACAUUGUUAUUUUAAGAUGUGCUGAAAUACAAACUCAACAAUAGCAUCCAGCCAUCCAGCUGUGUGCAGAUGUUACAAUGCGAUGUACAACUUUAUUUCCCUUAUUAAUUUCAUCAAUGUAAACAUGAAAUGGCAAUGUUGUUGAAUAUUCCAGCACUGUUUUUAUUGUACAUUACCAUUUGUGUAACUGUAAAUUAAUGUAUAUUUAUUGUAAAUAUUAAAAAGAUUGUAUUUAUGUACAUUUUGUGCAUGGAUUAUGUAUUUUGCCAUGUUUUAUUACCUAUGCUGUACUGUACUUGUCUUGGCACGUGAGCAUAAGAAAGUUAUAUAAUGGCUGGCCUAUACUUAUACCUAAACAUCACCUACUUAAAAGAGUAUUAUCAAAGAUUUUUUUAAGUAUUGGAACUGGAUAUCAAACCUUACCCUACCAACAGCUGGCAUCAGUUGUCUUGUGAGAUUUAUAAUCUUGUUCAUUUAUCGUUUAAUCAAAUAUUUUCUGAUUUAAGUAGUAUCCGAGUAUUUCAUUUAGUCAGUUGUUGUUGUUGGGCUGCUUGUUUUUAGACAUUUAGGUUUGGAAACCACAGAGAAAUAUAUCUAAUUCUUAAAGGUCCAGUGUAUAGAAUUUUGGGGCAUCCAUGGGCAAAAAUGGGAUAUUAUUUUCAUAAUAUUUUUUUCAUUAGUGUAUAAUCACCUGAAAAUAACAAUAGUGUUUUUACUUACCUUAGAAUGAGCUGUUUAUCUCUACAUACCAAGCCUUUUCUUCAACAAAGUCUUCCAUGUUGUCCUACAGUAGCCUUAAAGGGCCAAACCAAUCACUGAUUUUAAAUAGGCCCAUUCAUAUUUUUACACCAGCCACUGUAGUACUUCUACACGCUUGGUACAUGUUAGAAGUUUGAGUUAGUUGCAAUCUGCAACCUCACCACUAGAUGCCACUAAAUCCAACACAUUAAGCCUUUAAAGUAUAGAAAAGGGAUCAUUCUGGUAUACCCAGGCCCCCAGGAAGUGCUUCUGGCUUCAAAGCCAAUUAGACAUAAGCUCCAUUUACACCAAACACUUUCAGUAUGGUACCUUUGGAACCAAAAGUAACCCUUCAGACCUGGUACCUAGACCCUAGUGUUUCCACUGCAAACAGUGCUCUUAAAUGUGGGUUGGGUUGUUGUCACUCACUGCUCCAUCCAGCACUCACUGUAUUUCCUCCUUUAUUAGUAUGCACCUCGUUUAUCGUCCACAGAGCGGGUUACACGCUAAUGUUUUCAGAACAAAAUAAAACAGGCUGCAGUGAGAGCCCCUCUCCAUUGGAUUUCGGGGGGGGGCUGAUGGAUUUGCGUCAUCAACUCAUACAUUGAGCAACAUAACAAGUAAACGCUCACCUUAAAAGUUGCCGGCAGUCGGCCCAGUGAAUUAUUUUUUCUCAGACUGCAGCUGCUCCAAGAGGCAGCAAAACAUCCUUUCAUUUUAUAGUUACAGUUUACGAAUAUACGUAAAACUCUCCACGGUAUGAACAGUGGUUACAUGGGCCUCAAAACCAGCCACAACUCAGCCCUGAGCCCAUAGCUGUGUGCUAGGUACCACGACAGAAGAGUGACCAAAAAUGGAGUUGGUACGGAACGGUUCCAUUGGUAACAUCCACAACUUUUCACAGUGGAACUGGGAAAAAAAGCAUACCGAACUUAACUAUACCGUAAGUACUGUGGCUUAACAAUGGAAUCAUAACUUCCUGGUCUGUCACGUGAUGCUACUGGACCCAAAAAGACUUUCUGUCAUAGACUUGCGUUGUGAAAGAGACAUUUGUAAAGCAGUGGAUACAUGUUUUUGAGCAUCACAAUGAUUAGCUUCACUAUCUGCAAUUGAUCCAUUUGGUCUGACAACAUUUCGAAUGUCGGAAGUAGAUGCUCAAUUGUUUAAGUCUCUAGUGUUCUUGCUGUAUGGGCCCAGAGAUACAGAAGAUCCUGAUAAUUUUACAUGUGGGAAGUCAAAGCUCUUUGGCUUCAUGCAUCACUGAGCAACUUUCAUGGGACUGACCCAUGAAACACUGUAUCCAGUAGCAGUAGCUCAGUCCAUAGGGGGACUUGGGUUGGGAACCGGAGGGUCGCCUGUCGAGUCCCCGUCUGGACCAAAAUAUGGAGCGCGGACUGGUAGCUGGAGAGGUGCCAGUUCACCUCCUGGGCACUGCCGAGGUGCCCUUGAGCAAGGCACCGAACCCCCCAACCGCUCGGGGCACCUCACCAAGGGCAGCCCCCUCACUCUGACAUCUCUCCACUUUGUGCACGUAUAGGUCCUGUUUGUGCAUGUGUGUGUCUUU
Molecule: messenger RNA, 3715 nt
Organism: Epinephelus moara (kelp grouper)
Lineage: Eukaryota; Metazoa; Chordata; Actinopteri; Perciformes; Serranidae
Gene: ndr2
Product: nodal-related 2
Exons: 3
Coding region: 1-1206 (401 amino acids)
Biological process (GO): BMP signaling pathway; SMAD protein signal transduction
Cellular component (GO): extracellular region
Molecular function (GO): growth factor activity; cytokine activity; type I activin receptor binding
Source: RefSeq, a predicted model, not a curated record